Molecule: messenger RNA, 4220 nt
Organism: Silurus meridionalis
Lineage: Eukaryota; Metazoa; Chordata; Actinopteri; Siluriformes; Siluridae
Gene: map2k4b
Product: mitogen-activated protein kinase kinase 4b
Exons: 13
Coding region: 1404-2681 (425 amino acids)
Biological process (GO): protein phosphorylation; MAPK cascade
Molecular function (GO): JUN kinase kinase activity; ATP binding
Source: RefSeq, a predicted model, not a curated record
AAUGUGUUAAGCUAAACUUUCAGGAAAAGUCUGUUCACCCUUUUUAUGUCUAACAAAGACACUGACAUUAGAAUAAAACAUCUCAGAUUUGGACUCAUCAGACCAAAGGACUGUUUUCACUGAUCUUAUGUCCUUGUAUUAACUGGCAGAAACAGGUCUGUUCCGCUUGUUGUCCUUCUGAAGUAACAUUAAGCUGUUGUUCAUAAAGGUCUGACUAAUGCCGUUUCCUGAGAACAGUGGGUGUUGAAAUAUGUCUGCGACUUGAACUCCAAGAAGCAUUUAAUGUAAAUUGGUGGUUUCUGAGGCUGGUAAUUCGAAUAAACUUAUCCUCUGCAGCAGAGGUAGCUCUUGUUUUUCCUUUUCUUUUUCAUUAUAUUGUUUGAUGGUUUUGGAGAGUGCACUUGCAGAUACAUUUAAACUUCACUUCUUAAAGUAAUGAUGGCCUGUCUUUUCUCUGUCCUUAACUUAGCUUUUCUUGACAUUGUAUGGAUUUGUACAGUAAUCGAAGAAGCACUAAUAGGGGCUAUCGAAUAAACAAGGCAACUGUUAGUCAAGCACAUUAAGAAGGCAAGAAGUGUCACAAAUGAACUCUUGACUAGGUACACCUGUGAACUGAAAACCAUACCAUAUCAUAUGUGUUUUUAGUUUGCAAAGCCGUCAUCAAACCAAAAUGUAGCUACUUUGGAAAAUAUAAAACGUUCUGAAAAGGUUUAAGGGUUAUGGUAUAGUGUCGUUGACUCUGGUGCACGGUGUUCUUGGUGGUGUAGGAGUCGCUCAGAGGUAACGUUGGACUUCUGAUCAGAAGAUUGUUGAGUUCAAAUAUUCCACCACCACUAAACUGCUCAGUUGUAUAAAUGGCAUAAAUAAAUAAGAUAAUCACUCUGGAUAAGGGUGUCUAACAAAUGCCAUAAAAAAUAAUAAAAAAUUUAUGCUGGGUUGUUUAACAACUACUUUUUGUUCACUACCUAAUUCCAUUCGUGUCCUUUCAUAGUCUGGAUGUUCUCAAUGUUAAUGUUUAAAAAUAAUAAUAAAAAAAAUAAAAAAAAUAAAGGAGAAGGUGUGUGUCCAAACUUUGCACAUCUUGGUGCAGUGUGAAACCCAAAGGCCAGUAUCUAGACCUUUAUUUUGAAGUGACAUUGCCCUGGCUCGGAAAUGUCGUGCUGUGUCUCUCAGGCUUCUCCACGCCACUGAUCUUCUCAUCACCAACUCCAAGGAGCUCACAUGGACCUGCUCUAAACCUCUUGUCCUGUUUCCUCACGCAGGCGAUGUUCUGAUUUAUGAGCGACCUCUUCCUGUACACCUGUUUGGGAAUAACGCGGCCGUCCACUCCUUUGGUUUUUUUUGCGGAUCUGUCGAAACACACACACACACACACACACACACACACACACACACUCUGAGCAAUGGCGACUCCCAGUCCUAGCACGAACUCCCCAACUUCAUGCAACAGCAUGACCGUGGCAGGAUCCCCGCUGCAACAUCACCAAAUGCAGACCCAACACCUACCCACUAUGAGCAGUAUGCAGGAGUCCAACACUUGCUGGAGGUGUCAGAAUGAAACAGGGUUUCAGAUAAAUCUGUCUGGUGCUCCUCAAAGUAAACGCAAAGCACUGAAGCUAAACUUUGCCAAUCCUCCGAUUAAACCGAACACAAGACUCCCCAUCGCAUCAGCCAACACCUCCUUCCAUAAUCCGCACAUAGAAAGACUGCGCAAUCACAGUAUCGAGUCAUGUGGAAAGCUGAAGAUUUCUCCCGAGCAGCACUGGGACUUCACUGCUGAAGACCUGAAGGACCUAGGCGAGAUCGGCCGAGGAGCCUACGGCUCAGUCAACAAAAUGGUUCACAAGCCCAGUGGUCAGAUCAUGGCUGUUAAGAGGAUUCGUUCCACCGUUGAUGAAAAAGAACAGAAGCAGCUGCUCAUGGAUUUAGACGUGGUUAUGAGGAGUAGCGAUUGUCCCUACAUCGUCCAAUUUUAUGGUGCUCUGUUUCGAGAGGGCGACUGCUGGAUAUGUAUGGAACUCAUGUCUACCUCGUUCGACAAAUUCUACAAAUAUGUAUAUUGCUCAUUAGAUGAUGUCAUUCCAGAGGAAAUACUAGGCAAAAUUACGUUAGCGACUGUGAAAGCACUGAAUCACUUGAAAGAAAACUUGAAAAUAAUCCACAGAGACAUCAAACCGUCCAACAUUCUCCUGGAUAGAAAUGGCAACAUAAAGCUGUGUGACUUCGGGAUCAGCGGACAGCUGGUCGACUCUAUAGCCAAGACUAGAGAUGCUGGAUGCAGACCUUACAUGGCUCCCGAAAGGAUAGACCCUAGCGCUUCUAGACAAGGCUACGACGUGCGCUCGGACGUCUGGAGUUUGGGAAUUACGCUGUACGAGCUGGCCACCGGCCGAUUCCCAUACCCUAAGUGGAACAGCGUGUUCGAUCAACUGACGCAGGUGGUGAAGGGCGAUCCUCCUCAACUGAGCAACUCGGAGGAGAGACAGUUUUCUCCCAAAUUCACCAACUUCGUUAAUCUCUGCCUUACAAAGGACGAGUCGAAAAGGCCAAAGUACAGGGAGCUUCUGAAGCACCCGUUCAUCCUGAUGUACGAGGAGCGAGUGGUGGACGUCGCCAGUUACGUGUGUAAAAUUCUGGACGAAAUUCCUGCCUCCCCCAGCUCUCCGAUGUACGUCGACUGAUAGCGCAAUGUAAAGCCCCCUCCACUGAACGCAACGUAACUCGGCAGCCGUUUCGCCGCAGACACGUCGUCCACGUUUCACGACUCCACCCUGCUUUUAAGGAUCGGCUUUUCGUCUUCGAAACCAAUUAGCGUACCGUUCGAUAAACCAAGCUAGAGAUAAGAAUAAGAACGAGAAUCAUUUCUAUUCGUGGCGUGCUAUUUAUUUUCAAUGCCACGUGUCGUCGUGUAGCUGAUUUGCAUAAUAGUACCAUUUAGAACAAGACUUAAAUGGGGGGGGUCUAAACAAAAAGCGCCCAUACACGUUUUAUAAUAUUUCUACCAUAGGACACGUCAUUUAGAGUCAUACGCUGAAGCAUCCGUUCCAAAUGGUUGCAUUUUUCUGACGUUUUGUCGCUCCACAUUUUAUUCAUCUGAACGAAUUCUGUGACACGAGGAUGCUGUCAGGCGCCAUUCAGCAGAUCAGUGGGUAGAAAGAAACACCAUCAUCCUUCAAGUGGUUUUGUAUAAAUAUGCAACUUUAAACUCGCCAAAAUUUUAUUAAAUAAAUAAAGAAACUGGUAUGGUGUACACACUUGUAAACACUCCUAUCUUACUGUAAAUAGACACGUUACAGUACACGUCACCCCACCGAAAGUCCUUAACGCUACUAUAUUAUUUUGCCACUUUUUUUCCCCCUUCCCCAAAAUCGGCUCCAGACAUCUUGCCGUAUGUGUGCGUUCUGAAAGAUGUUCGAAAUCUCCCUGUUUAGGGUUUCUCACUUUAAACUAAAUAAUGUACACGUUUUUUUUUUGUUUUUUUGCCGCAAAAGCAGUCUUUCACUAACUCACGUAAUAGGACGACUCAAAUAUGACACUAGAUAGCUUUGAAGAUGGGAAUGUUUUUUUUUUUUUGUUUUGUUUUUUUAAAAAGAGAUCAUUGGACACACUUAAGUGCAUCACUGACCUGAAGAAUGCUUAAUUCUACAUCCUUUUUAAGGGCAUACAUUGUUUUGUUUUUUUUUUUGGACACAAUCUUUGGACUGUACAAUAUGGCGCCGUAGUAGAAUAUUUAAUAUUAGAAGGUAAAAUAAGAUGGAUUUUUAUGUAACGUUAUAUUGUAUGGGUAUAUAGAGCGGGAAAUAUCCGAAUUGUUCACACUGUGAAAAGAGUUUUAAGUGUAUACAGUACAUUGUGAACAGCAAUCUGUAUAAUUAAAUACAAAUAAAUAAUAAUAAUAUUGAAAUGAAGUUGUAAUUAGAGGAUGCGCAGGGAUAUUAUCUUUACGUCUGCUUUUUUUUUUUCUUUCCGGAGAUAUUAACCUUUGACGGUCUGAGCUAUUCGUCUUCUACACUACACAUAUUUAAAGGAUAUCGAUGAAAUCUUAGUGUUCUUGUAGUACUGAUGAGAGCGAAGCCUGCAGGUCAGUUGUGAUAAGGCUUGGAUGUGAUUGUGACCUUAUCAUGCUCAUUUUUCUUUUCUUUCUUUUUUUUUGUUUCUCGUCUGGAAAAAAACAAACAAAUGGACUGAAUGCUAGAAUAAAUUCUAUGAGUUAGCCUCUG